AUGCGACAGUAUGCUGUCUCUGCCCUGAAACAGUAUGCUAAAUCACGAAAUCUGGCCAGGGUUUCCCCCAAAGCGUUGCAGAUACUGGAUAAGCCGUCUACUGCACCUCUUUUGGGCCCAGAGAUUACUACUCUCGGGAAUCUUUUACUCCAGGGCGGGUCUCCAAGGCCAGGAAUAGUAGCGAGGAAAGAGCUUUGGGAAUUUCUACUCGCGAGAGGAGAGUUUACCAGUCUGAUCACUUUUGCAAACCGGUUGCUCUUUGAGCGGGGGACUUUGUCCCUGCAGGGUGAUGUUGCACUGAACGAAUUGAAUUGGCUCAUACACUCUCUGAUUUAUACGAAGCAGCUGGUCAGGUUGGAUGGCGUGAUGGCCUCCAUUAUCUCUCAAUUAUCAAUCACUCACAAGAGGAGGGCUGUGGAACUAAUAGCUACUGCUUUCAAACAUCUAAUCAGAGACUAUACAAACGCGAGCAGCAUAGUUGAAGGUUUUGUGAAGUGGUGCCGAUGGACCAAACUACUCAAUGGUACUUGUGAAAUGGUAGACUACAUGAACAACAGAAUACUACUUCGACAUUUGCUAAUAUUCAUACAAGAAAAGAACCAGGAUGGCUUUGCUACACAAAUUCUGCUUCAGUCGCUAGAUAAAGUUACAGAACUCGUUGGUGCUGCUGCAUCCUCCCAAUUUGCAUCCACAUUAUUGAAUUUGCUCCAGUAUUGCAGAGACUUCAAAACGGCAGAAACCAUUUGGAAUUACAAAGUAGACCACGAUUUCCCAAUCAUCCCACAGGAUCUGACCGUCAUCAUGAGAUCAUAUAAUUAUCAAUCGAAAUACAUGGAGAUUCAAGAUGUUUACUCAAAAUACCCAAAUGCACACCAUAAUAAUUUGCAAUUUGACUACCUGCUUUUGGCACACACGCGUACAAGUAACUGGUCUGCAUUGAGGACACAGUUUGAUGCGCUAUUUGGGAUCGGCAAACUGCCCAAUAUUCAUCAUUACGAGGUCGUUAUAUUUUCCAUGGCCACGAAGGGGGAGUUAGACUCUGUAGAGAUGUUGUACAAGCAAAUGUUAAGGAGGCGAAUGACUCCAACUUACUCUAUCUUACAAUCCCUGCUUUUAGCAUAUUACAAUUCGGGUGCUUUUGUUUCUUGCUUUGCACAGUUCCAAUUAUUUGAAAAGUACGGCAUCAAGCCCACAGAGAUGACGUACCUCAUCAUGUUCAAAGUUCAUAAACAGUUGAACAACAUGGAGGGAGCUUUAAAACUGCUGAAGACAAUUUCUGACACAGCAAAGUCUCAAAUCACAGAAGAACACUUGGCUGUUAUGAUCCAGAUGUGUUCUAGGUUCACGAAUCAUUUGGUCGCGCAGGAACUGUUCAGUGUUAUGACUGACCACUACAGAAUUAAGCCCACGCCAGUUUCAAUUGCGGCUUUGAUGGACGUUUACAUUGAAAGUGGGUUGCCGAAUGAAGCAAUAAGAUUUUUCAAGUUGCAUAUUGAUAGACUGGAACGCACUCACUCUGAAAAUAUCAUCUGGGUUUACACCAAAGCGCUGCGAGCAAAUAUUCUGAUGAAGAAAGCGGGUCAGUGUACUAAAAUCAUGGACAUAAUAGCUGAGAAGAACCACGAAACAGACGCUGCGUUUUACUUGGAACUUAUGAGGUAUAUGAUAGAUAUUGAAAAGGACUUUUCUCGAGCAAAAUUGACUCUGGACGAGUUACUAAAACAUCCUCGUUUGGCUCCAAAACCCACCCAUUUCGAGCUCUUGCUGCAGGAGAUGGAUAAACAGUCGAACUACGAUCAAAUGCUUGGUGUUUAUGACCAAAUGCUGGAAAACGAUGUUCCUUUGAACUCGAAAGUGUUGUUCUUCCUUAUUAAAGCUACUUUCCAGAAGGAAUUAUACGAAAAAACCGAUCUAAGUCGUUCCUUAGCGUUUCUAGAUACGUUGAUGAGUAGGAUUAUGGUUGGUGAUAUGAUAUUGACUGGUCCUCAAAAACUGCAUCCCUCGAUAUUUGCAUGGCCGAUCCGUGCCAUUGCGACCAAAUAUAAUCCUAAAGUGGCAUUGGAGCUUUUCAAUAAAUACAACGAAAUUUUGUUAAACUCCAAGGAGGCGCAAUCUUCGACCAACCGUCUGACAAUGACAAGGUCACUUAUUGUACUCUACGGUGAAUUGGAGCAAUGGGUUAACUUCUCCGAUGCCUGGGAUACAUUGACACAGCAACUAUCCGAUUUUGCAAAACUACCAUCGUCUACUAUUCCAAACAAGAAACUUGGCGGGAUAUUUGUAGGGUUGCUUUCCUAUAAAGUACAGUACCUCCGUGCCAUAGGCCGGUUGGGCGAACUACCUAAAUUGGUGGAAUACUUGCUCACAUCGGGUUUCAAUAUAGACAAUAAGUCGUGGAACUGUAUUGUGGAGGCACUCUCCUCUGAUCCGGCCACAAUACCGUACUGUAUCGAGUAUCUCGAUGAUAAGUUGGUACAUGGGUAUAAUUUGAUCCACAAGUAUCGUUUACUGGCAAAAAUAUCACCUCGGUCGGAGUUUGUGAGGGAAGUCUCCCGUGAGGGGAAAUUCGUUCCAAGUUUAUACGUGAAGAGCGAUGUGUUCCAAAGAGUGUGUGACAAUAUCGAUAGGUAUCUUUUAUCCCUUGAGGACUUGGACGCGCAGUUACGUGAACUUGUUAGGGAUCGGCCAUAUUUCAUGAAAAGUUACCUUUUGAGGGAGGGACCCGUUACUACCCAACUUCUAAACAGUCAUCCUGAAUUCAUGCGAGAUUUGAAGGCGAACAAGCGUAUAGAUAGAAAACUAAUCAUGUAA
Messenger RNA from Huiozyma naganishii CBS 8797, 2811 nucleotides. It is a transcript of the gene PET309, whose product is annotated as Pet309p. The record is from RefSeq and is a predicted model, not a curated record. The transcript has a single exon. Gene Ontology annotation, molecular function: protein binding. Lineage: Eukaryota; Fungi; Ascomycota; Saccharomycetes; Saccharomycetales; Saccharomycetaceae. Bases 1 to 2811 code for a protein of 936 amino acids.